Fonsecaea pedrosoi CBS 271.37 is the source of this 2262-nucleotide messenger RNA. RefSeq lists its product as uncharacterized. The coding region runs from base 1 to 2262 and encodes 753 amino acids. Lineage: Eukaryota; Fungi; Ascomycota; Eurotiomycetes; Chaetothyriales; Herpotrichiellaceae. The record is from RefSeq and is a predicted model, not a curated record. Gene Ontology annotation, biological process: regulation of DNA-templated transcription; DNA-templated transcription. Gene Ontology annotation, molecular function: DNA-binding transcription factor activity, RNA polymerase II-specific; DNA binding; zinc ion binding. The transcript is spliced from 4 exons.
AUGUCGACCUUCUAUGGUCCUCACGACAUGGGACCCCUCUCUCCGAAUGAAGGAGUGUAUCGCACGGGGGACAAUUUACGGCCAGGCAGUGGAACGGCGAGCACCCCAUCUCCUGGUCAGAUUUCCGCGAUGAUGAUGCACAAUCCGAAAAGAGCAUACAGACAAAGAAGAAAAGACCCGAGCUGUGAUGCAUGCCGGGAGCGCAAGGUCAAGUGUGAUGCGACUGAGACGUCGAGUUGUACCGAGUGUUCGAGUCGCAACGUCCGUUGCCAAUUUACCAAGGACACAAACCGGCGCAUGUCUUCGAUCAAGCUCGUACAGGACCUGGAGCGACAACUAUUGGAAGCCCGACAGCAGCUCGAGCGCUAUCAUUCGGUCGAGCGCAACUCUGAUCUCUCCAGUGACCUCCGGCCCGAAUCUGCCUCCGCGGUCUUCGCCGAGUUUCCGUCGAUUGGCAAAUCGCCACGGAGGAUGUUGAAAGCAAGAGCACCUCAGGAUCUCACAAAUGCCAGAACGCAGUUGAAUGAUGUUGGUCGCGGAUUGUUGAAACCCCCCGUCACGGGUAUCCAGCCUCGAUCGCAUACCACACAAACUCGAAUUUCGGACCUGCAGGGUUUGCCUUCGCAAGCCGUGGCCGAAAAUCUACUCCACUACUACCAUGAAUACAUCCACCGUCUAUUCCCCGUCCUCUACUGGCCCAAGUUUCAGCGCAACUUUGCGGCAGCACUGGAACGAGGCAAUGUGCAAUUACUCCCCACCGACUGGAUUGCCACUCUAUACGCCGUACUCGCAUGCGGUGCCCUGGCGACGCAUGACCGGGCGCGGGUGCCAGAGGCGCAGGAAUACCUGACCAGGGCAAUAUCUACCAUCAAUUUCUGGGAAGAUGAUGUGUCUACAAAUCAGGCCAUUGUAGCAUUUCUUGCAAGCAUUGCGCUGGUCGAGAUGAACCGGAAAUCGGCCAGUUGGAUAUGGCUCGGCUCUGCAAUCCGCAUUGUUCAGGAUCUCGGGUUGCACGUCCAAGGGGGUCAAUGGUCACCGAUUGAGGGCGAAAUGCGCAAGCGCAUAUGGUAUUCGUUCUACGUCUGGGACCGGAUCCUUGCUCUCGAACUCGGAAAGCCGAUGCUGAUCAACGACGACGAGUGCGACACCGAGUAUCCUGAAGUCCUCGACGAAGAGCGCGUCAUGUCCGACCAUACGCAUACUCCGCUGGCUCCUAAAUUACUGCUGGCCCAUGUCCACAUAGCACGGCUGAUGGCGCCCCUAGCGAAGACUUUUCGUUCUCUCUGCAUCACCAGUGAGACGCUGGCCAAGUUUGAGAGUCACCUGGGGGAGUGUCUGGUUUUGUUUCCCCGGCCACUACACCUCUCUUCGACCGCUCCUCUGGAUCCAUGUAUCAUGGCUCCUCUAAUCACUUUUCAAAAUACACGAUUAAUGCUCCAUCGCCAUAAUUUGUCCCCAUCAUGCUCAUCCGAGCAAAGAGCUCAAGCCAUUGAGCAGUGUCUUCAUGCUUGUCGCGAUACCGCAACCAUUCUGUCCCGGUGCAUGAUCCCACACGUUCAGUCGCAUGAAUGGGAGCAGCGGUUUGUUCUCUCUGCAACCACCAUGCUGUGCACCCAUUUUUGGCGGUGCAUGCUCUUCUUGCUGUUCCGACAAGUGUAUGACAGUUUUUUCCUCAUCUUGAGAGCGGCCGCUACGAUCAAUGACGCCCGAAGCAUCAACAUCUGCUGCGGGAGACACUUGUCUUUCUUCGUGCGAUGUCUGAUUGAGAGGAUCGAACAGCCCAGCAGCAUGGACAUUGACCAUGAUGAGGAAUUGCUGGUCUACCUCUCUGCAGAUCUACAGGCCAGUACCAAUAGCUGGGUAUGGGGCAACGCCGAGACAGGCACGCACCUCAGUCGUCGUCAAAAGCACGGUAGACCCAGGCACCAGUUCAUUGAGCAUGACCCUCACUCAUCGGGGGCUCAGUCGCCGUCGUGGGACAAUAUGUUGUCUGAGGAAGAGCAACACGACUGGGGCGGUUGGCAACAUAUUGAGCAAUCGGCUCGAUAUCUCCAACAGCUUUCCGAGAGACAGCACUACCCACAAAAUCCAAACCAAAUCCCGCCUCAACCACCACCUCCUUCUUUGCCUGUGUCCCCUCUGCCCAACGGACCAGGCCCGGGAACAUCAGGCCCAACCCUGCCCCCAAUCGGCAGCAGCAGCUCGACCCAAACGACCCCAGACCCGAACCGAGCGCGAAUGACCAUUGCGAAUAUCAUCUAG